CACAUAAUAAGCACCUGAAAAGUUUGGGGGAAAACUGCAAAAUUGUGUUGUAUUCCUAUUCCGGUUGCAGUAAGAAUCGACAGCAGACUGCAGUAGUAGAGGAACACGGCAAUCGCCAAUCAAUCAAUCAAUCCACAAACACACUCUUAUCGAUCUCCAAUUCAACGCCCUUUCCAGACUCAUCUAACCCAGCUCCUCUAAUCUGGUUCAGUCAUUUCCUCGUAUACCUGGGGCGCAUUCUCGUUUUCAAUCCUCUCAGAGCCACCCACGCCUCACUGCCAUGUUGCGGAGGUCGCUUUUGGAAAUAUCUUCUCGCCAAACGCUCAGAAGGAGCCCUAGAUAUGUUGCAAAUCAGCAGAUACCUUCACAUCUAUCAUCACAAAAGAAAUUAUCAACUGCAUCUAAACCAGAUCCUGCCCCUGCUCCUGGCUCUACAGGCAAACCACCAGAGUCUAGUGGUUCUCCAUCAAAGUUUCUCAUUGGAACUGUUGCUUUAGGUGCUGCUUUUCUAGCAGCUUACCAAACUGGUUAUUUAGAUAAAUAUCUUAAAAUAGAGCAGCUUGGUGCUCAUGAGGAAGCUCAGAUCAACGAUACCAAUGGAGACUCACAAAAUGUACAACCUUCAGUGGACCAGUUCAUUUCACCUCAUAGGGAGACAUCUAACAAUGAAAAUCUUGUGUCAGAGCAUGCAGAGCAGAAGGUUGAUAAUCAUUUUCCACAGCUAGAAAAUGCGAAAGAAGAUAAAGGUGAUAAGCCAAUUCAAGAGCAAGACAAAUCCGAUAUAGCCGUAGAUGUUACUGCUCCUACCAAAGAAAACCUGUGGCCUGAACAUCCUCAAGGCAAUCUAACAUCUGAUGAUCAAAGUAAAGCAUCUGUAGUGCAAUCUGAAGGGAGUUUUGGCAUAAGAAGCACAGAUACUGUUACUGCCCCUAGAUUGGAACAGGGAAUACAACACACAUCCACAUCCACACAGACUAGUACAGCUCUGGAUGAAAAUGGGAUGACAAACAUUCAACCAAAACAACAAGAAGUGGAGGAGAGAAGAGAGAAUGCAUUGGAUAAAGAUAGGGAACAUCAACCUGGUCUCCUUGAGGAAUAUCAUUUAAGGAAUGGAAGAAACCAUACUUACGGCCAUUUUUCUGUAGAAAAAGAGGCACUUAAUGGUGCGACAAAGGGAUUGCAAGGUGGAUAUAUUUCUGAGGAUGGGAAACUGAUUCUUGAUUUCAUACAAGCCAUUCAUGCUGCGGAAAAAAGGCAGGCUGACUUAGAUUCACAUGUUUUUAAUGAAGAGAAGAAAGUGUUGAAGGAAAAAUAUGAAAAGAAGUUGAAAGAGGCAGCUGCCAGGGAACUUAUGCUUGCUGAAGAGGCUGCAUUGUUGGACAAGGAGCUAAAAAUUUGUCUUUGGAAAUUGCAGGAAGUUGAAACAGAAAUCAAGCUGAAUAAAGCUCAGGAAUUGUCUAAGGCAGAGUUAAAUGCAGCCAUAGCAAAAGAGAAGGCAGCCCAAAUUGAAAGAAUGGCUGAAGCAAAUAUUAAUAUCAAUGCCUUAUGUAUGGCAUUUUAUGCUCGAUCUGAAGAAGCUCGUCAAAGUCAUGCUGCUCAGCAUUUUGCAUUGGGAGCUCUUGCACUGGAAGAUGCACUUUCCAAAGGAUUGCCAAUUCAGACAGAAAUAGCAUCGUUGCAGUCUUCUCUUGAAGACACGGAUAAAGAUUCAAUUUUGAAUUUAGUGCUAUCAUCCCUUCCAGAAGAGACUCGAAACAAUGGCACAGAAACACCACUGCAGUUAAAGCAGAAGUUUGAUUCCUUAAAAGGGACAUUACGACACUUCAGCUUCUUCCCACCAGGAGGUGGUGGUAUAUUGGCCCAUUCUUUGGCACAUAUGGCAUCUUGGUUGAAGGUUAAGGAAGCUGACCAAUCUGGCGAAGGGAUUGAAUCUGUGAUUAAUAAAGUUGAGAAUUACUUGGCUGAAGGAAAACUUGUUGAAGCAGCCGAAUUACUAGAAGAGAGUGUAAGAGGCACCCAAGCUGCAGAAGUUGUUGAAGGUUGGGUGAGGCAAGCAAGAAACAGGGCUAUUUCUGAGCAAGCUGUUGUUUUCCUUCAAUCCUAUGCUAAUUCUAUUAGCUUUACAUAGUUCUCAAUUUUUGAAUAUUUACAUAUGCCAUGUUGAUUUAGUACCCAAGUCUGCAGAGUGAGUUUAUACAUAGUUCGAGGAUGCCACCGGGAGGUUCCUGAAUUGUUGACCCAAAGGGAUAACAUUCUUGUUUAUGUUCCAUAGCUGCUGAAAUUUGUAGCCCCAAUUUCAGUCUGUAUAAUUUCCGUUUCCUUACCCCAAAAUGACAGAAAUCUUGCAUUGGUCACAUGGAAAUUUUAAUAAUAUACCUCAGGCUACCAGGACAAGGUUGGAUGCCAAAUAUGUGUAUCUUGAUUUGAAUUUCAUGCAUUCUUCUC
Molecule: messenger RNA, 2445 nt
Organism: Arachis ipaensis
Lineage: Eukaryota; Viridiplantae; Streptophyta; Magnoliopsida; Fabales; Fabaceae
Source: RefSeq, a predicted model, not a curated record